Molecule: messenger RNA, 969 nt
Organism: Harpia harpyja (harpy eagle)
Lineage: Eukaryota; Metazoa; Chordata; Aves; Accipitriformes; Accipitridae
Gene: ECRG4
Product: ECRG4 augurin precursor
Exons: 6
Coding region: 288-743 (151 amino acids)
Biological process (GO): anaphase-promoting complex-dependent catabolic process; cellular senescence; central nervous system development
Source: RefSeq, a predicted model, not a curated record
GGAUUCGGGAGAAGCAGAAUAAACGCGCCUUUCACGCCCGGCAUCCCCGGCAGUCCCGCGGCUCCCGCGCUCGCAGCCUUGGUCGCUUCUUGCCCUGCUUGCAGGAGGCAAGACAUGCUGAAAUAAAGAGAAACUUGUUCUGUGGCAGGAAAGGUCAUUUCUUCUGGCCAGGCAUUUGGGAAGGAGACAGGAAGCAUAUUAUUUUAAAGGGGAAGGAGGUGAGAGAAGCUGAAUUCACCGAGGGAAGCUGAAGUCCGAAUUAGGAAAAGGCAGCGUGGGUCGCCGCCAUGCCGCUGCCGUGCCCCCGCGGGGCCCUGCCUGGGGCUGCCUUCCUCCUCCUCCUCAUCUUCCUCCCGCUGCUCUGCACAGCCCCCGAUGUUUCACGGAGAAAUAAGCUUAAACUGAUGCUUCAGAAACGCGAAGCCCCUGUUGCCACGAAGCCCGAGGUUUCAGUGAAAGAAGCGGUGGCCAAGGAGUUCCUAAGCAGCCUGAGACGGCAGAGGCGUCAGCUCUGGGACAGAAGCCAGCCCGACGUACAGCAGUGGUACCAGCAGUUCCUCUACCUGGGAUUCGACGAGGCGAAAUUUGAAGAUGACAUCUCCUACUGGACAAGCUUAGGGCGUGCUCGUAAUGAAUACUAUGGUGGAUACUACCAACACCACUACGAUGAAGAUUCCCCAAUUGGCCCACGAAAUCCACACACCUUCAGGCACGGAGCAGGUGUCAACUAUGAUGAUUACUAAUGCCAUUUAUCUUACUAUAGCUGGUGCCUAUAGGGCUGCGUUGGGUGAGGCUGAGUCCUCCCUCAGUCAGAAUGACCCUGCUUUCCUUCUAUUCAUGUAAAAUAGCAAGAGUAAAGGAACUGCCAGACUUCGAAGCAAGCAACGUGAGGGGUUUUUUAAUUAUCAUUACUUAGUAGUACACUAUAUAUAAAGUGCUAUAGAAAUAAAGCUUUUUUGAUAAAAUAAA